Molecule: messenger RNA, 876 nt
Organism: Pistacia vera
Lineage: Eukaryota; Viridiplantae; Streptophyta; Magnoliopsida; Sapindales; Anacardiaceae
Product: guanosine deaminase
Exons: 5
Coding region: 195-755 (186 amino acids)
Biological process (GO): purine nucleoside catabolic process
Molecular function (GO): guanosine deaminase activity; zinc ion binding
Source: RefSeq, a predicted model, not a curated record
CCCAACUAUUAUUUUUGUGAUUUUGUCUUUCCAUAUUUUCCUUCAUCUGCAUCCGCAUCUGUAUCUGUUUCUGUAUCUGCAUCUCCAUCUCCUCCUCAUUCAGAAGAUAUAUACACUCAUUCUUUUUCAUUCCUUCGCUCACUUUCAUCUCUCUUUUUCCUUCACUUCUCUCUCGCUUCUUCAUCAUCAUCAUCAUGGAAGAAGCUAAUGUGGUGGAGACAAAGGAGGGAACUAUUUCUGUGGCUUCUGCAUUUGCUGGACAUCAGGAAGCUGUUCAGGACAGAGAUCACAAAUUCUUAACCAAAGCUGUUGAAGAAGCGUAUAAAGGGGUUGAAUGUGGACAUGGUGGUCCUUUUGGUGCUGUUGUUGUACGUAAUGAUGAAGUUGUUGUGAGUUGUCACAACAUGGUUUUGAAGAACACAGAUCCUACUGCUCAUGCGGAGGUCACUGCAGUGAGAGAGGCAUGUAAGAAGCUCAAUAAGAUUGAGCUCUCAGACUGUGAGAUAUAUGCCUCCUGUGAGCCUUGCCCUAUGUGCUUUGGUGCAAUCCACCUUUCGCGAAUUAAGAGGCUGGUUUAUGGAGCCAAGGCUGAAGCGGCCAUCGCUAUUGGGUUUGAUGAUUUUAUUGCAGAUGCAUUAAGGGGAACUGGCUUCUAUCAAAAGUCUCAAUUGGAGAUCAAAAGAGCAGAUGGCAAUGGGGCUGCCAUAGCAGAACAGGUGUUUGAGAAGACAAAGGAAAAAUUCAGGAUGUAUUGAUUUCUUCUGUUGGCCUUUGAUUGGUUGUAAUUAGCAAUUGAUCCAUGCGGUACAUUGGCAUAAUUUUAAAGGCAAUCGUUUAAUAAUUGAUAAACUAUAUUAAGUUUGAAAUGUUGAUAUC